This is a messenger RNA of Amborella trichopoda, 3500 nucleotides long. RefSeq names its product phospholipase D delta (gene PLDDELTA). Gene Ontology annotation, cellular component: plasma membrane. Gene Ontology annotation, biological process: phosphatidylcholine metabolic process; phospholipid catabolic process. NCBI's taxonomy places the organism in Eukaryota, Viridiplantae, Streptophyta, Magnoliopsida, Amborellales, Amborellaceae. The record is from RefSeq and is a predicted model, not a curated record. Gene Ontology annotation, molecular function: calcium ion binding; D-type glycerophospholipase activity.
UUCACUUCCGUUUUCUUCGGUUCUGGGAACUCAAGACGCCGUUACUCCAGUAACACGGCACACAAGAUGCCCUAAACCAUGUGACUUUCUCUCUCUUCCUACCUCCAUUCUGUCUACAUGUUUGUCUCGCUUCUUACCUCCCAUCUUUCUCUCUCUAAACCUCUGUCUUCUUCCUAUGCCUCCUGCUAGCAGUUUCUUUCUCCUCUUGCUCUUCUCCCCUGCCGUGUAGCAUCAUUUUCUCUCUCCUCCUCGUUACUAGCCAUUCGGGACCACUUUCUCUUUCAUUCCCCACCUUCUUUCUACCCGGCUCUUAGGGCUUCUCUCUCUCGCUCUCUACCGAAGUUUCGAAUUCCUUGGAUCCAAAGAAACCUUUCCAGCUCCUCUUAUUGAUUCGCAAUGAAAUAUCCUCUUUAUGAGCUCUGUUCUCUGGUUUUCGCCAUGAGUUCUUCUGUUUCUAAGCUCUGAGACCCUUACUCUGGUUUUGGAGCAGAGGAGUUGGGGCCUUCUAAUGGCUGGUGAUGGGAUGGAGGUCCUUCCCCUCGAAGGUGAUGUUUCAGAUAAAAUCAUCAUGCUCCAUGGUGACCUCGACUUAUGGAUCAAUGAGGCGAGGUCUCUUCCAAACAUGGACAUGUUUUCUGAGCAUUUGCGCAAAUGCCUCACCAUUUGUGAACCGUGUCGAGCUCCAUUCGAGAAGAGAGAGAAGAGAAGGCAUCGACAUCGGAAGAUCAUAACCAGUGAUCCCUAUGUCUCAGUUUCUUUAGGAGGAGCAACGGUUGCUCGAACGCGAGUUAUUCCUAAUUCCCAAAAUCCAGAAUGGAAGGAGCACUUCUUGAUACCGGUUGCUCACCCAGUUUCUCGGAUUGAGUUUCAGGUGAAAGACAACGACAUAUUUGGAGCUCAAUUGAUUGGAAUUGCAGGUGUAUCAUUACAUAAACUUGUGCCCAAUGAGACUAUCAGUGAAUGGUUCCCUAUAUUUGAUUCUUAUGGUAAGCCCCCAAAACCUGAUUCGGCUUUGCAUUUAUCAAUAAAAUUCAGGCCUGCUCUGCAAAAUCCUCUCUAUAGACAUGGAGUCGGGGCUGGAACUGACUAUCCAGGGGUUCCAAAUACCUAUUUCCCACUUAGAAGAGGUGGGUUGGUUACUUUAUACCAAGAUGCUCAUGUUAUUGAUGGUCAGCUUCCUGAAAUAAAAUUGGAUGGUGGUAAGAUGUUUGAGCAUGAAAAGUGUUGGGAAGACAUAUGUCAUGCUAUAUUGGAGGCCCAUCAUUUGAUUUAUAUUGUUGGGUGGUCUGUUAAUCAUAAGGUUAAGCUUGUUAGGGAACCAACCAGACCAUUGCCUGAAGGUGGGGAUUUGACUCUUGGGGAUUUGCUCAAGUACAAGUCACAGGAGGGUGUUCGAGUGUGCCUUCUGGUUUGGGACGAUAAGACCUCACACGAUAAGUUAUUCCUGAGAUCGGAAGGAGUGAUGCAAACUCAUGAUGAAGAAACACGAAAAUUUUUCAAGCAUUCAUCUGUUAAUUGCGUGCUGUCGCCUCGUUAUGGUAGCAGUAAGCUUAGCAUUUUCAAGCAACAGGUUGUCGGAACUCUCUUUACACAUCAUCAGAAAUGUGUACUUGUUGAUACACAGGCAUCAUGGAAUAAAAGAAAAAUAACAGCCUUCAUAGGUGGUCUUGAUCUAUGUGAUGGCCGUUAUGAUACCCCUGAGCAUCGACUAUUUAAAGAUCUUGACACUGUGUUUAAAGAUGAUUUUCACAACCCUACAUUCCCAGUUGGUGUUAAAGGCCCAAGACAGCCAUGGCAUGAUCUUCACUGUAAAAUAGAUGGCCCAGCUGCUUAUGACGUGCUCACAAAUUUUGAGCAACGAUGGAGAAAAGCGACUAAAGGAUGGGAAUUCGGACGAGGCUUUAAAAGAGUAUCUCACUGGCACGAUGAUACUCUGAUAAAGCUUGAGCGUAUCUCUUGGAUUAUUAGCCCCUCUAAAUCUGUUCCAAAUGGACAUCCCAGUUUAUGGGUUUCCAAGGAAGAGGAUCCAGAAUGCUGGCAUGUGCAGGUUUUCCGGUCAAUUGAUUCAGGAUCAGUGCAUGGUUUUCCAAACGAUGUUCACGAGUGUGAGGCGCAGAAUCUUGUCUGUGAAAAGAACCUGGUGAUUGACAAGAGUAUUCACACAGCAUAUGUAAAGGCAAUCAGAUCUGCCCAGCAUUUCAUAUAUAUUGAAAACCAGUAUUUCCUUGGUUCUUCUUAUGCAUGGCCCUCAUACAGAAAUGCAGGUGCUGACAAUCUGAUACCAAUGGAACUGGCUUUGAAAAUUGUGGGCAAAAUUAAAGCAAAGGAGCGAUUUGCAGUCUAUGUGGUCAUACCCAUAUGGCCAGAAGGUGUUCCUACUAGUGCCUCUGUACAAGAAAUUCUCUUUUGGCAGGGGCAAACAAUGGAGAUGAUGUAUGAAAUUAUCGCACGGGCACUGAAAGAUGAAGGCUUGUCUGAGAGCUCACAUCCACAAGAUUAUCUGAAUUUCUUCUGUCUUGGUAAACGUGAGGGAGACCCAAGAGAUAUGUUACCAACAACAGAACAGGCUCCUGAUAACAGUGCUGCGGGCUUGGCUCAAAAAUUUCGCCGAUUUAUGAUUUAUGUCCAUGCUAAAGGAAUGAUAGUAGAUGAUGAGUAUGUGAUCCUAGGGUCGGCCAAUAUCAAUGAGAGAUCUUUGGCUGGUUCACGUGACACUGAAAUUGCAAUGGGUGCUUAUCAGCCUCAUCAUACGUGGGGAAAAAAUGAUAGGCAUCCUCGUGGGCAGGUAUACGGGUACAGGAUGUCAUUAUGGGCUGAGCAUCUAGGCCAUCCGGAGGACUUGUUUUAUGAGCCUUCCAGCCUAGGGUGUGUGAAGAGUGUGAACAAGAUAGCUGAAGAUAAUUGGGGUAAAUACACAGCAGAGGAGUUUGUGGAAUUAAGGGGACAUCUCCUUAAAUACCCCAUCAAGGUCGAAGCCGAUGGGAAGAUUGGACCCUUACCAGGCCAUGAAAACUUUCCAGAUGUGGGUGGAAGGGUUCUUGGGGCUCAUACGUCCCUUCCUGAUACCUUAACGACUUAGCUGCAUAACUUCUGUACUUAAAAACCUUUCCUCAACUUGCAUCCAUUGGAAACAAGAUGAGCAUCUUCAAGUUCAGGAUCCCAUAGCAUACUUGGGUUAGAGGGUGUGCAAGUGGUGGAUGAAAGGUGAAUUUUCAGGAUGAGAAAGUCAUUUGUUUGAAUGGGCUUUGUGGGCUGUUGUGUAUUUGAUCAUGUGCUUCUAUUUGGGAUUUAUAUGUGCAAGCAGGUUCAUUUUAGCUCAUUAGUCGCUUGUAAUUUUAAUAUUCAUGGAAAUUGUAAUUGUAAAUGCAUGAUAAAAUUAUCCUUGGACUCCAUGUUGGACAUACACUCCUUCCGGUGUAAUCAUGUAUAUUUUUGUGUUAUUGUUCUUACCAUAAACAUUCAAUGAACAAUACCAGUAGCAAUGCCAAAUAUCUUCGAUA